Lycium barbarum (goji berry) is the source of this 4178-nucleotide messenger RNA. RefSeq lists its product as uncharacterized. Lineage: Eukaryota; Viridiplantae; Streptophyta; Magnoliopsida; Solanales; Solanaceae. The record is from RefSeq and is a predicted model, not a curated record. The coding region runs from base 1157 to 4045 and encodes 962 amino acids. The transcript has 6 exons.
AACUUUUUACUUCUUUACCUCUUUGUUAACUUUUUUUUUCUCUGAAUCUUCAAAGUUUCUUGUAUCAAGGAUCAAAUUGAGUCUCCAAUCCUUCUAAUAUUUCCUCUUUCAUUGUUUUGAAACUUUCAUCUGCCUCUUCUAAUCCUCAAAUUUUCAUACCCCCACUACAAGAAACUUAACUUUUAGCGACGAUUUCUUAACGAAGGGAGAUAAAUCCGGUCGUUCUAAGUAUAUUUAUAACGACUAAAUUCUUUUCCAGUCAUUAAAGAUAAAUUUUAGUUCAAUAUCAUCGAGGGGGCAAUAUCCAGUCCUUAAAAAACAUAAUAUCCGGUCGUUCCCCAAAUAAAAUAAGGCGCUAAUUUUUCCUACCUUUUUUUUUUCCCAGCCGCACGCUCCCCCUCAUCUGCUUUCCCACCAUUUUUCCUCAACCCCACUCCUCUUCAACGCAACAAUCACCCCUCAAAAGAAAAAAAACUGCUUCUUAAUUUAUAAUGCUUAGAUAUGCAUUAAUUACUUAUUUUCGACUCACACCAACUUAAUCAGCUAGAAAGCAGGGUGACAAUUAGAAUCUAAAGAGAUAUUGAGUAAAACCCCGCCAGAAGGAGUUUGCAACACAUACGGCUAAUUUGUUGCGGCUCAAUUUCAGGAAUUCCGCAACAAAUUCUUUGGAUAAACACCAAAUUUUGUGGUGAAACUGAUUCUGAAGAUAGGAUUGAAAGUUUGGUACAACUUACUGAAAAGAAUUCGAGAAAGAAGCUUAUCUCAACAAUUUGCAAUUUCCUUCUCCUUCACAUCAAGAUUAUGGCACCAAAUAAGCAAUGGAUGGAACUUAUUAAUGAUCGACUUGCUGGUGCUUACGUAGAGGGGGUGGAAAGUUUUUUAGAUUAUGCUUUUACAAGAUUGGGAGAACCACAAUUGAUACGUUGUCCCUGCAUCAAAUGUGGUAAUGCGACUUCUAGAACACGUGUUGUGGUCAGGUCACAUUUGAUAGUACAUGGGAUAAUACCGGGUUUAUACUCUUUGGUAUCACCAUGGGGAGAGGUCAGGUGAAGCACAACCAGAUUCUGAAUUUAUAUAUGAUAAUGACAUCGAAGAGGGUGAUGGUGAGGAUGAAAUACAUGGGAUUUUGAGAGAUUUGUAUUAUAAUGGAGAUAAUAUGAACAAUAGUGGUAAUGAUUUUGUCGAGGAGGAACCAAAUCCUGAAGCAAAACGAUUUUAUAAGCUACUGGAGGAUUUUGAGCUACCUUUAUACGAAAGUGCAAAAGUUUCUAAACUUUCUACUUUGGUUAAAUUUCUUCACAUUAAAAGUAUUGGUCAUUGGAGUAAUGAGUCAUUUACGAUGUUAUUAAAGUUUUUGAAAGAAGAUUUAUUGCUUGAUGGAACAAACUUGCCGAAUUCAUAUUACGAGGCAAAGAAGGUUAUUCGAGAUCUUGGUCUUUCUUAUAAGAAGAUUGAUGUGUGUAAGAAUGAUUGCAUGUUAUAUUGGAAGGAUGAUAAUUGUCUUGAAUCUUGCAAAGUUUGUGGGGCAUCCAGAUGGAAGGAGGAUAAACAUAGUGGGGAAACCAAAUUUAAAAGUGGAAAAAAGAUACCAUACAAGAUUUUACGUUAUUUUCCUCUAAAGCCCAAACUUCAAAGAUUAUUUAUGUGUUCAAAGACAUCUCCUCUUAUAUCAUGGCAUCAUGAUAAAAGAGUUGAUGAUGGGAUUAUGAGACACCCAGCUGAUUCAAUGGUAUGGAAAAACUUUGAUGAGCUUCACCCAUCUUUUGCUGCUGAGCCUCGUAAUGUAAGACUUGGGCUUGCUAGUGAUGGAUUUCAACCAUUUGGAAUGUCCAGAACUCCAUACAGCAUUUGGCCCGUGGUACUUAUUCCUUAUAAUUUACCACCUUGGCUUUGCAUGAAGCAAGAGAAUUUUAUUUUGUCAAUGCUUAUACCUGGUCCUGAGAGUCCUGGGGAUGCAAUUGAUGUCUAUCUUCAACCUUUGAUAGAGGAGUUGAAUGAAUUAUGGGAAACUGGAGUGGAGACCUUUGAUGCGUCAACUAAAAAGAAUUUUACAUUACAUGCGUCUUUGUUAUGGACCAUCAACGACUUUCCAGCAUAUGCAAAUUUGUCUGGAUGGAGUACAAAAGGAAAAUUGGCUUGCCCAUGUUGCAAUAAAGGAACUGUUUCCACAAGGCUAAAAAAUUGUAAAAAACAGUGUUACAUGGGCCACAGACGUUUUCUUCCUCUUGAUCACAAAUGGAGGAAUGAUAAAGCGUUAUUUGAUGGCACUAAGGAGACGAGACUACCACCAAAAAUGUUGUCCAGUGGUGAUAUACUUGAUCAAGUUGCUGAUUUAGAUGGGUUACCACUAACAAAGGAUCCAAAGAAGAAGAAUAAGAUAUCACAUGAAAGUAGGGGUGAUAAUUGGAAUAAGAAGAGUAUAUUCUUUGAUCUUCCUUAUUGGAAAACUUUAUUGUUGCAACAUAAUCUAGAUGUGAUGCACAUUGAGAAAAAUAUCUGUGAUAAUAUAUUGGGGACAAUCUUAAAUGUCAAAGGAAAAACCAAAGACACCUUGAAUACUCGGUUGGAUUUACAAGCAAUGAACAUACGAAAAGAUUUGCAUCCAAUAAAAAAUGGGGAUAAAUAUGAGUUACCACCAGCAUGUUACACAUUAUCUCCUGAAGAGAAGCAAAAGUUUUUCAAUUUCUUAAAGAAUCUAAAGGUCCCAGAUGGAUUUUCAUCAAAUAUUUCCCAGUGUGUGAACCUUAAAGAUCGCAAAAUUUCAGGAUUAAAAAGUCACGAUUGUCAUGUUAUUCUACAACAUUUACUCCCACUUGCCAUACGUGGUAUGCUCUGCAAAUCUGUGUCGGAACCACUUACUGAGUUGUCUUUAUUUUUCAAAGUGCUUGGGGCGAAAUGUUUGAGUGUGGAUGUGUUGGAACAAAUAGAAGCCCAAAUACCAUUAACCUUGUGCAAGUUAGAAAGGGUCUUUCCUCCUGCAUUUUUCGAUGUCAUGGUGCACUUGGCAAUUCAUUUACCUAAUGAAGCUAAGAUUGCUGGACCAAUUCAAUAUCGAUGGAUGUAUCCAAUAGAGCGCUACCUACACUUUUUGAAGUCUUCUAUUGGUAAUAUGGCUCGCCCAGAAGGUUCGAUUGCAGAGGGGUAUUUAGCAACUGAAUGUAUGACUUUAUGUUCAAGGUAUUUGAAUACAAUGAAGACAAAAUUUAAUUGCCUUGAACGAAAUUAUGAUGGUGGUAUUUUUGAAUCUGAGGGAGGUUUGACAAUUUUUUGUCAACAAGGAAAACCUAUAAAGGGUAGGAAAGGUAGCAAGCAAGAUAAACUUGAUUCAACUGAAAUGGAGCAUGCACAUUUUUAUAUAUUGAAGAAUUGUGAUGAAAUUCAACCAUUUCUCGAAGAGUUUUCACAAAUUCAUGUUGAUACCUCUCAACAAAGUUCAGAUGUGGAAUGGAAUAGGCAGUUCAUUACUUGGUUGCAAGAAAAGGUUGCAAGAUUACACAAACACGAUGAUAGUAAGAGAAUGGAAGAUUUGCUCUCACUGGCACGUGGCCCUUUGCCAUAUGUGACAAGAUUCAAAGGCCACAUUAUUAGUGGAUAUAGGUUUCACGUGCAAGAGUAUGAUAAAGGUUUGAGAACUCAAAAUUCCGGGGUGGUUGUAGUUGGUGAGACUGAUGAAGAGCAAAAAGAAAUGGAUUACUAUGGCGAGUUAACCGAGGUGCUUGAAUUACAAUUUGUUGAGGGAAGAAGAGUUAUUUUGUUUCGAUGCACGUGGUUUGAUGUAUAUGAUCAAGAGAGGGGAGUUAAAAUGGAUGAAUAUGGUUUUGUAAGUGUUAACCGCCAGCGAUUUUUGAAAACAAAUGAGCAUUUUGUAUUAGCCAACCAAGCAUCACAAGUAUUUUAUGUUGUCGAUCAUUCCAAUAAAGGUUGGCAUAUUGUACGAAAGGUUCAACCUCGUGAUUCUUUUGACAUUUUGCAAAAAGAAGAUGAUGACUUAGAGGAGUUAGUUAACUCUACACAAAUGAAAAGGAAAAGAGCACAUGAAGGUUGACAUGAAUCCCUCAAAAAUCCAGAAGUAUGAAAUGGGAUCAGCUUCAAAGAUUGCUAAGCAUGAAUUCAUUCAACCUGGUGCCUUAGCAGCAAAGGGACGGGGAGGGAAAAGCUUAAGAGUAAUGGGCUCUUUA